This is a messenger RNA of Wyeomyia smithii (pitcher-plant mosquito), 2587 nucleotides long. Its product is annotated as frizzled-3. Lineage: Eukaryota; Metazoa; Arthropoda; Insecta; Diptera; Culicidae. The transcript is spliced from 3 exons. Gene Ontology annotation, cellular component: plasma membrane. Gene Ontology annotation, molecular function: Wnt receptor activity; Wnt-protein binding. Gene Ontology annotation, biological process: non-canonical Wnt signaling pathway; canonical Wnt signaling pathway. The coding region runs from base 474 to 2525 and encodes 683 amino acids. The record is from RefSeq and is a predicted model, not a curated record.
UUGCCGUUCCCGUGCUCACAGGCCAUUGCAGGCGGCGCGGCUGCUUUCAGGUUUUCAUUCUUUCCUCGGUUGCUGCCAGUUCAGUUAUUGAGAGACUACGAUCGAGUGUGGACGUGUUUUCGAGUUUGCUGUCGGUUUUUUUUCUUUUCUGAUUUCCUUCAACAACAAAAAACAAGUGAGUCGGUCGGCGUUCUGUGUCGGAUUUCGGAAAUUGUACCACAAUCGAGUGUACUUUAAAGUAUUCAAAGUUUGAGAAAGGGUAGUUCUGCUAAAGGGGGUAGCAUUUGUGCUGAUCGUGAUUCCCGUACGGGGAUUAGAAACUUUGAAUAAAAUGUUUGUUAAGUGUGUGAUGUGAAUGCAGUAGUGCAGGGGAUUUCAACUUGCGAAUUGAGAAGAGCAAAAAAUAAGACCACGGGGGUAUUAUGCGAAUGCACUUUUGAAAUAAACCAAAUCGGAAGCAGAUAGCAGUGAUCAUGGCAGCCACCAAGGGUUUCUUCGAUCGCCUACUGAGAUUAAUGCUGUCAGUUUUGGUGUUGGAUUCGGUGCGGGCAGUGGAAGAGCUCAAGUGUGAACUGAUUACAGUGGCAGCCUGUCAGAAUUUGGUGUACAACAUGACGGUCGCCUCGGCACCUCUGACGGUGACGGUGGCCUCCAACGGAUCGGGAAACUCAAGCUCCGGCGAAGCAGGCGACUCGACCGGUAUCCGGUCCCAGAUGGACGCAGAACUGCUGAUUACAUCCCUCCGGCCAGUGAUCGAUUCGGGCUGCUCGAAACAGGCCCUGUUCCUGUUCUGUUCGUCGCUGUUUCCGCUCUGCUCGGCCAAUGCACCGCGGCCGGUGCAACCUUGUCGAUCGUUGUGCGAACAGGUUCGCAAGGAUUGCUUCAGUGAUGCCGUCUUCAGCAAAUUGUGGCCCGCCUAUCUGGACUGCCGAACGCUGCCCCAGCCGGAGAACCAUGGGCUCUGUAUGCAGGUUCCUCCGGAAGCCUCCGGCAGUGUCGAGAAGAACGCAACCACCAUCAAGGGUAGUACUGGAGUCAACAACAAUGCGGCCGUUAUCGCUGCCAACCCUUCGGUUGCCGCUGUCCCCCUCAAGCCGUGGUCCAUCUUCAAUCUGCCACCAUUGCCACACGGUGCUGCUGCUGGUGGAGGCGGCGUAGGAGGUGCCGUGCUGCAUCCAAACGCGAUAAUCGAGCCAGGUGCGACACGACCGCCACAUCAUUCCCACCACCAUCACCAGAUUCCGAUUAGCGGCGGCUGUCCGGCAAACUAUUCGCUCGAGUAUGACCAGUGCGUGCCGAAGUGCGGUUCGACCGUCGAUGCCAUGUACAGCGGCCAGCAGAAGGAAGUGAUCGAGUUCUGGACCCUGAUUCUGUCGGCUGGUUGUUUCAUUUUCACACUAAUGUCGCUGGUCACCUUCUGGACGAAGGCAACGAAGUUCGAGUAUCCGGACCGGCCGCUGCUUUUCAUGACCUUGUGCUACAAUCUGAUGGGUUUGUGCUACCUGGAACGCACCAUCCUUCAUAAUCCCCGCAAAGAGCUGAUCGAUCUGUUGGAGUUCCGCCAGGAAUGUACCAUCACUUCCCAGUGUUUGGCUUAUUACAUCAUCAAAAACUACCUGCUGAUCAGUGCCACCACUUGGUGGCUAAUCUUUGGAGUGUGCUGGUAUCUGAGCACUGCGAAGCAGUGGUCGUGUGAAGCUUUGGAGAAAAAAUCCGGCUUGUUCCACGUAAUGGCUUGGGUUGUUCCCUUCACGUCACCCAUCGGAGCGCUGCUGCGAGGAAACAUCACAAAAUACGAGCUCACCAACUUCUGUACCGCCAAAGGAUUCACCGAAAUUCCCGCUCUGAUCCUGCUGCUAGUCGGUGCGGUUCUCAUCUUCCUCGCUUUGAUGGCCCUGAAGCGACUAAAAUCCACCUGGAACCAGAGUGAAACCCUUUCGAAAGUCUUCACGCGGGUGCUGCUCUUCGCCAUCGUGUAUCUAAUUCCAGCACUGUCCGCAGUAAUCUGCACCUUUUUCGAGCGAAUCGAAAAUUCCAUCGAACCGUGUCACUCUGGCGCAACUUGUCCGGUCCCGAAGAAAUUUUCCCUCCUACCGACGCUACUCAAACUGAUUCUUACCCUAGUUGGUGGAUCGACGACCGGCAUCUGGCUGUGGUCCAAACAUUCGACCGACCUGAACAAGAAGUCAUCGUUGACGGGUUCGAACGUCGCCAAUGGAUCGCUUAAAACAGCUCCGCUGUUAAAAAUUCAUCAUCCCUCCAGCGGUCACUUAGGAGGACGCAAUGGAGGAAGUCCUUACCGGGCGACAACCGUAAGCACCGGCGGUGCUGGCCAUUCUGGUUCGAGCUCGGGGGCGAAAAAAUAUCUCUACAAUCAGGCCUACGGAGGACAUCGAAGUUCUUCCGCCGGCGGCGGUGGCUCACACGGUGCCAACAAUGGCUACAUGCCCGUACGGAUACACCGCAGUUUACGAGGCGGAAGUUCGUCCGGUGGGACGACAGCUUCGAUCAUUACGCGCAUCUGAAGACAGAUUGUAAUGUAAAAAAAAAAACAACAACAGCUAACUGUGAUAAAUUGUAUAAAUUU